Fukomys damarensis (Damara mole-rat) is the source of this 2035-nucleotide messenger RNA. It is a transcript of the gene Zdhhc20, whose product is annotated as zinc finger DHHC-type palmitoyltransferase 20. Gene Ontology annotation, biological process: protein targeting to membrane; peptidyl-L-cysteine S-palmitoylation; synaptic vesicle maturation. Bases 72 to 1016 code for a protein of 314 amino acids. The transcript is spliced from 13 exons. Gene Ontology annotation, cellular component: endoplasmic reticulum; Golgi apparatus. The record is from RefSeq and is a predicted model, not a curated record. Gene Ontology annotation, molecular function: protein-cysteine S-palmitoyltransferase activity. Lineage: Eukaryota; Metazoa; Chordata; Mammalia; Rodentia; Bathyergidae.
UUACAAUUUCUGGAAAUGAAGAAAAUGGAAAGACCGUUGUUUAUCUUUUGGCGUUCCAUCUGUUCUUUGUUAUGUUUGUAUGGUCCUAUUGGAUGACAAUAUUCACAUCUCCCGCUAUCCCCUCCAAAGAGUUCUACUUGUCCACUUCUGAAAAGGAACGUUACGAAAAGGAAUUUAGCCAAGAAAGACAGCAAGAAAUUUUGAGAAGAGCAGCAAGAGACUUACCUAUCUACACCACAACAGCUUCAAGAACUAUCAGAUAUUGUGAAAAAUGUCAGUUGAUUAAACCCGAUCGGACCCAUCACUGCUCAGCCUGUGACAUAUGUGUUCUUAAGAUGGAUCAUCACUGUCCUUGGGUGAAUAACUGUGUGGGAUUUUCUAAUUACAAAUUCUUCAUGCUGUUUUUAUUAUAUUCUCUGUUAUACUGCCUUUUUGUUGCAACAACAGUUUUAGAGUACUUUAUGAAAUUUUGGACGCUUUGCCGCAGGAAAUCUACAGAGAAUUGUCCAAAGAAUGAACCGACAGAUACACGUGCAAAAUUCCACAUACUUUUCCUUUUCUUCGUGUCUGCAAUGUUUUUCAUCAGUGUCCUCUCACUAUUCAGCUACCACUGCUGGUUAGUUGGAAAAAAUAGAACAACAAUAGAAUCAUUCCGCACACCUACAUUUUCAUAUGGAUCUGAUGGAAAUGGUUUCUCUCUUGGGUACAGUAAAAAUUGGAGACAAGUCUUUGGUGAUGAAAAGAAAUAUUGGCUAUUUCCAGUAUUUUCAAGCUUGGGUGAUGGUUGCAGUUUCCCAACUCGCCUGGUGGGGAUGGAUCCAGAACAAGCUUCUGUUACAAACCAGAAUGACUAUGCUAGAAGUAUUGGCUCAAAUCCACCUUUUCCUAUCAGACCACUUAGUGAAUCAAAAAACCGCUUGUUGGACACUGAAUCUCAGUGGCUGGAGAAUGGAGCUGAAGAACGUGCUGUAAGAUCAGGGACAAAUAACCAUGUUACAGUGACAGUAGAAAAUUGAGUACUACUUGUUCAUAACUAACCAUUCAAUAAGAGCAAGGUGUAUAAAAACAUUGUGGACUAGUAUUUUCCAUUUUAUUUGCAAGAAAAUGAUCAAUGGAGUGACAUCAAAUAUAACAGAAGAUCUAUUUUUUAAAAAAAAGGAAGCCUUUGUAUGGUUCGUUGGAUCCACAGAAGCACUACAAAACAGAAUGAUGCCUUAAUUUUAAGUGUCCAUUUGUGCAUUGUUGACUCACAGCUCAAAAGUGACUUAAUUUUCCUUUGGAAAUAACACUUGCCUGUUAUGAGAUGAUGUAAUAGGGGCUAUCAUCCCAUGUUAACAUGGCAUAUGUAUUUUAUACCUAAGUUACAAUGUUAGAGUCAUUUCUUCAUAUCCAGGUAAAUUUUCACCCAAAACACAUAUUAAAAACUUGUCUUAAGUGAAGUACAUCUGAGACUGUUGGUGUCUGAAAUGAAUAAUAUCCACGUUAUGAUUGCCUGUACUACAAUAAUGGAAAGAAAAUGACUGCUUUUUAAAAAUUGAGUGUUGGCUAAUUUAUACUUUUAUACUUUUCAACAUUUUUAAUAAAGACUUUUAUUCUAGGCUAUAAAAUAACAUACUCAGAAGGAUUUAGGUAUCUAAAUAUAAUUGUGUAGAAUAUAGAAGAUGUUGGUACAAUUCAUUGAAAGCUUUUUGUUAAGAAUAUACAACCAUGUAGUAUACAUACUUUGUCCCCAGCAUUAAAGAAGAUUUGGCAGUAUAAAACAUAUUUGGGGUAUGCUCUGCUUUUUAAUUACUUUUUUGUUGAUAUUUAAGGGUAUGUAAGGGAGGCACAAAGUUACAUGUACUAUAAAUGAUUGGACACCAUAGAAAUAGAUGGAAAUGGCUAGAAGAAAAACAAAGAUAGGCAGCAUAUUGUAAAACUGUUAAGAAAUAAUUUCUAUUCUAAAGGCAUUUAAAACACACUGUUUAGUUGACUUUCAAUUUUUAUUUUAGGUAAUGGCUAAGAAUUAUUUUGAAACUUUUUAUAGUAAUCCUUU